Molecule: messenger RNA, 1187 nt
Organism: Lynx canadensis (Canada lynx)
Lineage: Eukaryota; Metazoa; Chordata; Mammalia; Carnivora; Felidae
Gene: PDXK
Product: pyridoxal kinase
Exons: 11
Coding region: 61-999 (312 amino acids)
Biological process (GO): pyridoxal 5'-phosphate salvage
Cellular component (GO): cytosol
Molecular function (GO): pyridoxal kinase activity
Source: RefSeq, a predicted model, not a curated record
CCAGCGAGCGGCGCACACGCGGACGCCCGCCCGGCCCCGCGCCGCCGCGGCAGGCCCGGCAUGGAGGAGGAGUGCCGGGUGCUCUCCAUCCAGAGCCACGUCGUCCGCGGCUACGUGGGCAACCGGGCGGCCACGUUCCCGCUGCAGGUUUUGGGAUUCGAGAUCGAUGCGUUGAACUCCGUCCAGUUUUCAAACCACACAGGCUACCCACACUGGAAAGGUCAAGUGCUGAACUCCAAUGAACUCCAGGAGCUGUACGAAGGCCUGAAGCUGAACAACGUGAAUAAAUAUGACUAUGUGCUCACGGGCUACACGAGAGACAAGUCCUUCCUGGCCUCGGUGGUGGACAUCGUGCGGGAGCUGAAGCGGCAGAACUCGGGGCUCGUGUACGUGUGCGACCCCGUGAUGGGCGACAAAUGGAACGGCGAAGGCUCCAUGUACGUUCCGGAGGACCUCCUUCCGGUUUACAAAGAGAAGGUUGUGCCGGUAGCAGACAUCAUAACCCCCAACCAGUUCGAGGCUGAGUUACUGAGCGGCAGAAAGAUCCACAGUCAAGAAGAAGCGUUAGCGGUGAUGGACGUGCUGCACGCCAUGGGCCCCGACACGGUGGUCAUCACCAGCUCUGACCUGCCCUCCCCGAGGGGCAGCGACUACCUGAUCGCGCUGGGGAGCCAGAGGAUCCGGAACCCCGAUGGCUCUGUGGUGACGGAACGCAUCCGGAUGGAGAUGCACAAGGUCGACGCGGUCUUCGUGGGCACCGGGGACCUCUUUGCCGCCAUGCUCCUGGCAUGGACACACAAGCACCCCAACAAUCUCAAGGUGGCCUGUGAGAAGACCUUGUCGGCCAUGCAUCACGUUCUGCAGCGGACCAUCGCGUGUGCAAAAGCCCAGGCAGGGGGAGGACUGAAGCCCAGCCCGUCGCAGCUGGAGCUGAGGAUGGUCCAGAGCAAGAAGGACAUCGAGAACCCGGAGAUCGUGGUCCAGGCCGCGGUGCUGUGAGGGCCCGCGCGCCACCUCCCAACGCACAGCGUGUCGGUGUCUCCAUCGUCGUCCCUGUGAAAACGUAGCAUCUGCCUUAGAGCCGUGACCGAAACUUGAUAUUUUUUUCUUUCGUGAGUGUCCAGCCUCAACCGGUCUUAAUUGUGAAAACGUGCUGGUCGUGCUUUUUAAAAGUCACAAAGCGAUCA